ACUCCGUCAAGUGGAGGGAUCGUGAAACCGGCUCCACGAUUCGAUCCAAUUUCAGACGCGACUCGAGAGCCAGAGCCACUCUUCGUCUUCUCUUCGAUCUUCAACACCAGCAAUUUCUGAUUACAUCUAUCAUCCGUCUCUCUCUCACUCACCGUUUUGCCAAUCCUUUGCGUGAAAUUGAAGCUUGGUGCCUGAACUGUGAUCUGCGGAAUCUGCGAUGCGUUUUGGACGACCAGACUACUGAUACCCUGAAAAAUGAGCUUCUGGUGCAAAUUUUCAAAUUUGGAUCGAAUCAAGACCACCACCGGCUAAUAAAUCAACCGAUCGAAUCAUAAUUUAGGGUUUGACCCUGAUUGCAAUGGAUACAAGUCAAGUCUUAUCACUUCUUCUAUUGAUUUUGUUCAUCUCCAAUGCUUCUUCGUUCGAUAUUUCUCGUGAGCUAGUUGAUGAAGAAACACACAAGGAUAAUUCAAAUUCAACCACUAAACAAGAGUCUCCGUUGCUUAAUCCUAAACCCAGUGGAGAUGGAAAAUCCAAUGUUACCUCAUCAGAACCUACUCUGCCAACUAGUAAUUCGACGAAUCCUAAUCCUAAAGAGCCUGAUUCAGUUAGUCCACCUCCGCCACUGCUACCUGGAAUUGAGAGGAAUGAUACGAAAGUGUUAAAUACAACAGAGCUGAUAAGCCCGCCUCCACCUCCAGCGAACCUAACCGAUAGUCAGGAUAGUGGAAAGCUACCGGCUAAAAUGGCGCCGCCUCCAAAAAGUUUGGAGAGUGGGAAAAAUGGGACGGAGCCAGGUAAGGAGAGUCCGCCUCUGGCUAAAGAUCCUGAUAAGGCCAAGGACGAUAAGGGGAGCUCAGAGUCUGCCAGUGUAGAGACCUGUAUAGGAAAGUCUAACAUAUGUAGAACUGAGAAUUCAUUGGUGGCUUGCACUUUGAGCAUUGAUAAAGGUUCUGCUAACUGGUUGAUUCUAGUUCAAAAUGAUGGUGAAAAAUCUCUAAAAGCAAAAAUUGUACUUCCGGUUAACUCUUUACAAGAGCUGACACUGCCAAAACACCACAGUCAAAGGAUAAACAUAUCCAUUAGUGGAGACACAAACAAGAUCAUACUAGACGGUGGAAAAGGAGAGUGUGCGCUUCACAUGUACCCAUCAGAAGAAAACACCUUACCAUUCCACUUUCCCUCAUAUGAAAAGCUAGUGACGCCCAUUAACGGCGCCUAUUUCUUAAUUGUAUCCGUCGUUAUUUUUGGGGGAAUUUGGGCAUUCUGUCUGUGCCGGAAGAAUCGCCGUGCAGGCACUGGAGUGCCUUACCGUGAGCUAGAAUUGAGCGGAGGACCAGGCUUGGAAAACGAGUCAGUGGUCCAUGACGUGGAGACAGCGGACUGGGACGAGGGUUGGGAUGAUGAUUGGGAUGAGAAUAAUGCUGUGAAAUCGCCCGGUGGUGCAGCAAAGAGUGUGAGCAUCUCAGCCAAUGGCUUAACAGCGAGGGCUCCGAACCGAGAUGGCUGGGAUCAUGACUGGGACGACUAGAGAUUUUGUGUUAUAAUCAGUGGAUACUAUUACAGAAGAGUCAAAACCACUUGGAUACAGUUUACUGCAAAGAAGACGUGACAGGAAAAAAAAAAAAAAAGGUUAAUGUAUACGCAAUUUGCCUAUAUAAAUAUUUUUAAAAAAAAUUUCUUUACCAAGUUGAAAUGUCAAAUUUUGUACUACAGUCUCCCAAAAGUCCAAAACCUGUGUUUGUUCCAAAUUCUUAAUCAGAUUUUGUAACAUUUUCAUGCGAACGCAUUUAGUUUUGUACUCUCAUUUCCUUAUCAAAUUCUUUUGUAA
This is a messenger RNA of Arabidopsis lyrata subsp. lyrata, 1831 nucleotides long. RefSeq lists its product as uncharacterized. The transcript has 4 exons. The record is from RefSeq and is a predicted model, not a curated record. Lineage: Eukaryota; Viridiplantae; Streptophyta; Magnoliopsida; Brassicales; Brassicaceae. Bases 359 to 1531 code for a protein of 390 amino acids.